UCAAUGGAAAACUUUACGUAUCAGUAGGAAGAUCAUUCCAGCCGGCCACAAUAGCAUUUAAAACCAACCGGCAUAUUAAUCAUAAUGCGCGCUUAAUGAGCAAAUCCGCAACUGCUGGUUUUAGCCAUAAAAAGAAGCGACCUGAUAACAGCUUUAAUAAAAUAUCAGGCUUUACUGCCAAAGAAGCCCUAGAAGAAGUACGUAACUGGAAUACACAGGUUGUUGUUGCUGCUGUUAUAUUUCGUGAGCUUAAUGGAUUGUUGGGAUGUAAAAUUUAUUUGGGACACUGAAGAUGAGGAAUUGGGAAAACGGGAAAAAUCGAUAUCCAGAACCCCAAGAAAGCGCGUCAAAUUUUCUUCGCCAAAAAAAUCACCUGGACGAUGCAGCGAUUCAGCUGAGAACACAAAGCAUAGAAAGCGCACAUAUUCGAGCAGAAAAUCCAAGAAAGACGAGGGCAAAAGGCGAGACAUGGAGACUGAAAAUAGGCAUAAACAAUCGGUGGAAUUAAAAGCGGAAAAGUAUCCGGUAGUUGCAGACGUCGAUGAGAGCGAGCAUGAGGCUAGUGAAGAACAACGAGAGAAAUCGACAGAAUACUGCAUGGAUUCAUCUGGGGAAUCUUCAGAAAAAUCACUGACUCUCGAACAACACACGAUGGAAUCCGAAACAGAGUUAGACGUCGAGGAAUCUUCACAAGACAACUACGAAAGUGAUGAGUCCAGUUCAUCAACAGAAAGUACAAAAUGUUCCCAAAGCAAAUAAAUAUUCAAUCAGUUGAUUCGUCUAGAAGCUCCUUCAACUUGUAAUAAACCACAAUUGUAU
Messenger RNA from Dendroctonus ponderosae (mountain pine beetle), 819 nucleotides. RefSeq lists its product as uncharacterized. The transcript is spliced from 2 exons. The record is from RefSeq and is a predicted model, not a curated record. Lineage: Eukaryota; Metazoa; Arthropoda; Insecta; Coleoptera; Curculionidae. Bases 253 to 759 code for a protein of 168 amino acids.